AAAACACAUUUCUUAUUCGACAUUCACAUGCUCUUGAAGCUCGAAACCAACGAUAAUAGCCAAAACUAUAAUAAUAAAUAAAAGGGAAACAGCACAAGAAUAUCAACCCGAAAUAUCAAAGAUAAGCUGAGAAACCACGCGUUCACUUUCACUCCCGUUCAUGUCCCUUUAAAAAAAAAAAAAAUGUUUAUGUUGGCUAUAUCACCAAACCAAUCGUUUUCACACGCAGGGACAUACAACAACCAUAAAAGCAAUCGUGCGAAUACUUCGGUAGCUGCAGCUGCGUGCCUGGCUUUUCACGAAGGAGGAGUGGGGGCGUCGUUGGGAGCUUUGUGUGUGGUAUUGUCUCUAGCCCCCUUAAGAAAGGGGCCUAGACGUUGUUGUUAGGUCGCCACGUAAUGAUGGGGUUACCAUCCGGCAGAGGAGCUUUGAAGAUUUAAAAACGAAAAAAAAAAAAAAGGACCUUGAUCAGCAGCUUGAGUCGUGAGAGGUCUGCACUGUAAUCAAGAAAAAACAAGAGAACGUGAAAAUAUUUUUGCGUCCUCAUGAAUUUUUUUUUUCUUUUGGUGGACACGGUGGUUUGAGUGAAUGGCGUUAAAAACAGGUUUUAUUUCUUGAUAAGAAAAAAUUACGUAAAAGAAUUGAAGAACGAAGCGGAAUUCCAUGGCAUUUGCUUGCCCGUUAAUGGCGACUUUAUACUGACAAUUUGAACGCAAACCGCCAUAUUUAGGAAUUUGUUUUUCUUCUUUGUAAUGGAACAUUUCCUUUUUUUCCUACUUAGACAUACGUGGACGACAAACACGUCCUUGCCGAAUCGUCAUUAAAAACAGCUAAUGACAAAGCGCGUUGUAGAUUGCUAAUGUAGCAAUCGUCCGUAAAAAGAAAAGAAAAAAAGAAGCCUGUCGCUAUUAAACAAAAUGCCUUCAACUAAAUUGAAAGGAAUUUUUUGUUGUUGUUUCCAAUUCAAUCCGUUUAUUACGUUAUGUUUGAUUACACGACCUGAACGCCCACGAACGGUGAUAUUUUUUUAUGUAUAUACGUUGGAAUAGAAUCACGUGGACGUUGUAAAAUAUGAUUACUUUCCGUUGAAAAUGCUGUAGAGCUCCGCCAACACGUGCGCGCAUGCGCGACUGCUAUAGACCGGAACGGGAAGAAGAAUAAAUAAAAAAAAAGCACAGGUGGUAUAGGUGGAUUGAACGGGAUGCUAUGACGUCAUAUGUAUUGUUAUCCGAGCCGUACAUAUAUACAGACACGUAGGUGGGCAAAACUCGUGUGUGUGUGUGUGUGCGUGCAGUCGGGCAUUGUUGUAGAAGGGAGGAGUGUUGCGAUAACGAAUGUAAAAACGUAGUUGCGAGUUGGGUUCAGUCGCAAUCAUUGCGUCUGUCCAACCCGGCGUGACACGGUUUCGUCCAUUACACGAGUGACGUCAAGUAAAAACAAAACACCGGUGUGCGUAAAUAUUAAUUAAAAAAAAAAAAAAACAUAAUAAUAGUAAUAACUGGAUACUUUGGUGCGUGUGAAUGCGAGUAAUACAAAUGACAACGGACGGCGACGUUCGAGCCGGAGACAAGAAAAUCGAGAAACCUCGUGAUCCUGAUCGUACCAGAGAUUUGUUUGGCGUUCAAUUGGAGGUAACGAGUUUGCUGCUGGAAGGUGAGCGUCGCAAAUUAAGUGUACUCCAACGGGAGUUGCGAGGAGCAUUGAAUCGCGAAGCUGGCUCAUUAAAAGCUAAAGAACGCCAGCAACAUGAACUCAUCUUGGCCAUUUCGAGAAUCCAAUCGCAGUACGAUCACCUGGAGCAAGAGUAUCGCCAAACUUGUAUUGGCGCUCUACGCAGUUCAAACACCCGCGGCUGCGGCAAGAGUGGUCGCAGCCAGCCAGCUAUCGGCCUCAGACAGACGCCAAAGGCUAGGCCUUCGAUAUUCGGGACGGUGGCUUCAGAACUGACGCCCAAAGAUGGAUCCUCCCGCAAGUCGCUUCCGCAGACGCCUAAAUCGCCCGGUAGCAUGGGAAUCGAAGGCAGCACGAGUAGCAGCAGCUCCGAAACGGUGGAUGACAGCGGUUCUGAGCCGGACAACUCACUCGUGUUCCAGGACAAUAAUUUAGUGUCUGGUCCGCUGGAUGCGCUGCUGCAACAUUUGGUGCCGACAGCCGAAUACUACCCCGACAGGACGUACAUCUUCGCCUUCUUACUCUCGUCCAGGCUAUACAUCAAACCGCACGCCCUGUUGGCUCAAGUUGUCCGACUGUGCAUGCUCCAGCAAAACCUGGCCGACCAGAAACUCACGAAAGAUAAGUUGGGAAGGUUUUGUCCGCACAUGGUUCAACUCUUAUCCGAGUGGAUGGAAACAUUUCCGUACGAUUUUCGCGAUGAGCGCGUCAUGCAGCACGUCCGCCAGCUGACCCAGCGCUGCGUGGCCCUCGAUCCAUCGUUGAGACGGGACGUCUCGCAAAUGUUGCAUAACCUUCUGCACCGGCUGACGGCCCUUGAAAAAUACGAAGAGUUUCUGGAGAAGAUCAACACGGAGGCAUCAGCUGCUCUCAUAGAUACCGUCAAUGUGGUUAGUUAUCCACUCAACUGCGACGUGACAGAAGUUUGUUCCAGUCCGCUGAUUUUGUCACAGCAGCUGACACACAUUGAACUAGAACGGUUGUCGUUCAUUGGACCCGAAGAGUUCGUCCAGGCUUUUGCUAAAGAGAAUCCCAACGUUGAAACGUCUUUCAAAGACAUGAAAAAGACUCGCAAUCUCGAAUCGUACAUCCAGUGGUUCAACAGACUCAGCUAUUUUGUUGCCACCCAAGUGUGCUCGAAUGUCAAGAAGAAGCAACGCGUCAAAGUCAUUGAAUAUUGGAUCGAAGUGGCUCGGGAAUGUUUCAAUAUCGGCAAUUUCAAUUCACUGAUGGCCAUUAUAGCCGGACUCAAUAUGUCGCCCGUUUCUCGACUCAAGAAAACGUGGCACAAAGUGCAGUCGGCCAAGUUUUCAAUUCUGGAGCAUCAAAUGGACCCAUCUUCGAAUUUCAGUAGCUACAGAUCGACCCUGAAGGCAGCAAUGUGGAGGUCUGCCGGUGCUAAAGACGAGCGUCAGCGUAUUGUCGUCCCAUUCUUUUCGCUCCUGGUCAAAGAUCUCUAUUUCCUCAAUGAAGGAUGCGCAAAUCGGUUACCCAAUGGUCAUAUAAAUUUCGAGAAAUUCUGGCAGCUAGCUAAACAAGUGACGGAAUUCAUGACGUGGAAACAGGUGACUUGUCCUUUUGAAAAACACCCCAAAGUCAUUCACUAUCUUCAAACGGGAACUAUCCUCAGCGAAAACGGUAUUGCUUUAUCAUCGUUUGAUUGCGAACCACCGGAAAAUUCUCACGAAAAAGAAAGAUUCAAAGCUUUAAAAUUAGCCGCCAUUCACGCAUAAUGUUGAAUUAAGCGUCUGGUAGAUGGCGUUGGCAUUCCUGUUUUUCAAACCCCCACCCUCUCUGUUUGUAUAUUUUCCUCUCAUGAGGAAACUUCUUUUGCAACCGAGACUUCCGCACUUCCAUCUCGAUUCGUUUUUUUUUUUUGUCUUAUUAUUAUUAUCAUUUGUUUUUUUUGGUUUUUUUUUGUUAAAAGUUUGGUCCAUUCUAGUCAAGAUGUGUCUGCUGUGCUCGCUUCCUGAACUUUUCCGGACAAAAUUAAAUUCCGCCCUCAUUUUUUUUUUUUUUCUUUUUCGUUUCAUGUAAAUAGUUUUGAUUUCUUCCACCGUCUAUACUAUAUAUAUACAUAGCUCUAUUAUAAUAAAUAUGAUCACAUCGAAAUGUUUAGUACAGGGCCAGCAGUCCAACUCCCAUCUCUUCUCUCCCUCGAUUUUUGGAAUCCUGAAACAAUUUGAAGGUCUUCAUCCCCUCUCUAGUCCUGUCUUCAUUUCAACCAUCCCCCUGAAUCCAUCAUCAUUGUAGUAAUUAUUCAACACAUCCCACCUCAUUGUAGACACACUGCAAUCAGACAAAACAUCAUCGAGUUGUUACAUCCAUAAUGACCUUUCUUUUCCUUUGUUUCCAUCCGUAUUUUCUUCUCACCCUUAUUUUUGUUGCUGUCGACAUUUUGUGAAAAUAUUGGUGUUCCGGAUAUUUGUUCGUUUUGCGAUCCAUUUGGAUCAAUUGACAUGUUGAUGUUGUCGUUUUCUCCGUAAGAGGCGUUACGUACGAAAAAAAACAAAAAACAAAAUGGAGUCGGGCAGGGAACAUUCAAAAACACACAUGGUUGCAUUCACAUCUCAGAUUUGUACAUUCCUCCAUUUUCUCUUAAUUUUUCAUUUCUACAAUUUUCACAUUACAUUCUACCAUUUUUCUUUUCUUUUUUUUUUCUCCUCUUUUUUGUUGAAGAAAAACAAAUCUGUCAACGUUUUUUUGUUUUUCACUUUUUGGUUCUUUUUCUAUCUCAUUUGCAUGUUUUGCAACGAGCGCGUGUAUUUGCUCUUCAAGGGAGGGUUUCGGUCUUUUUUAAAAAUAUGUGCAUGCAAUUUCUCACGUCGUGUGUGUGUCAUUAUUCGAAACACACUCUCUCACCAACCCACACUAUGAAAAGUUAAAUAAGAAGAAACGUAUAAACACACACACACUUAAAAUUAUACAUACAUUAUACUUGUGUACCUUUCCCUCCGUUUUUUUUUCUUUUAUCUGGUUUAUAAUAUUAAAUCAACGAUGAAUUACAAAAGAUGAUCCCCA
Messenger RNA from Daphnia magna, 4692 nucleotides. Its product is annotated as ras-GEF domain-containing family member 1B. The record is from RefSeq and is a predicted model, not a curated record. Gene Ontology annotation, biological process: positive regulation of GTPase activity; Ras protein signal transduction. Gene Ontology annotation, cellular component: plasma membrane. Gene Ontology annotation, molecular function: guanyl-nucleotide exchange factor activity. The coding region runs from base 1521 to 3404 and encodes 627 amino acids. The transcript has 15 exons. Lineage: Eukaryota; Metazoa; Arthropoda; Branchiopoda; Diplostraca; Daphniidae.